Acanthosepion pharaonis is the source of this 762-nucleotide messenger RNA. NCBI's taxonomy places the organism in Eukaryota, Metazoa, Mollusca, Cephalopoda, Sepiida, Sepiidae. The record is from the annotation of a GenBank genome assembly.
AUGUCUGUCUGUCUCUCUGUAUGUCGAUCUAUCUAUCUAUCUAUCUAUCUAUCUAUCUAUCUAUCUAUCUAUCUAUCUAUCUAUCUAUCUAUCUAUCCCAAUUCUUUGUGCAUAUACAUGGAUGUAUAUAUAUUUAUAUAUUUUACAUAUGUAUGUUUAUAUUUACCACUAAUAUUAUCUAUCUAUCUAUCUAUCUAUCUAUCUAUCUAUCUAUCUAUCUAUCUAUCUAUAUAUACAUAUAUAUAUAUAUAUUUCUCACGAAAUUUCAACGCCCCUUUUCCUCUCUCCUUCUUACACCAUCUUUCUAUAUUCCUGUUCACCGAUUCACAAUUGCGUAAAAUCUAUCUAUCUAUCUAUCUAUCUAUCUAUCUAUCUAUCUAUCUAUUGACUAUUCUUUCUGUGUCCGCCUCUUUCUGUUUAUCUACUUUUACCUUCGUUUAUAACAUUCAAUUCGUAAUUGGUAAUUUCUUUAUUAUUCCUUUCACGAAUCCCAAACAAUAUUUAGCUUAUUUCCUUUCCUUUCGAUCGUAUCUACAACACUGUUACCUUUGCUUCUUUUCUAUCUGUUUUCGAUUCCUAAAAACGUCUUUUUUUUAUUUAUCCCUUUUCAUCAAUUUCUCUCUCUAUCGCUCUCUUUCGCUCUUUCCCUCCGUUUUAAAUUCACAUUUCCCUGUUUUGUUUUUUAUUUUGUCUUAUUUCCCUUCCUUUCUUUACACUUUCCAAGAGCUCGUUACUAUUUUCUCCAAUUUGAAUUCGAAAUGA